AUGACCAAGCCUACGGCAUCCAUGCUCGAAGCGAUUUGCCAAACUACCCUCCUUGACGAUGUUUUUAAUGAAGACCCUGUUACCAAUGAGCUGCAACAAUAUGUGGCCGAGAUCACUAAACACGAAGCCAGUCUGCUAGUCCUUUCUGGGACGAUGGGGAACCAGGUGGCUAUUCGUUCGCAUCUUGCGCAGCCGCCACAUUCAGUGCUAUGUGACCACAGAUCCCACAUUAUUUGUUAUGAAGCGGGAGGAGUGAGCGCAUGGACUGGAGCUACCAUGCAGACAGUGGUGCCCAAAAAUGGCGUCCACCUGACGCUGGAGGAUAUCCAGAAGCAUGCCGUGUUGGACGAUGAUAUUCACCAUUGCCCUACCAAGCUCAUCAGCUUGGAGAAUACACUCGAUGGAAUGAUCAUGCCUCUCACAGAGGCAAAGCGGAUUGUUGAAUGGGCUCAUUCCCAUGACAUCAAGGUUCACCUCGACGGCGCCCGUCUGUGGGAAGCUGUUGCGGCUGGUGCAGGGAGUCUGCCUGAGUAUACUGCUUUGUUUGACAGCGUUAGCCUUUGCUUCUCGAAGGGGUUGGGUGCCCCGAUUGGCAGCAUAAUUGUUGGUCCUCAGGCUUUCAUCAAGAAAGCACGCUGGUUCCGCAAAUCCAUCGGCGGUGGUGCCCGACAGACUGGUGUCAUUGCAGCCGCCGCCCAGGUUGCACUAAAGGAGACAUUCGGGAUGCACCCAUCCGGGCAGGAUGGGAAGCUUGCAGCGACCCACAUCAAGGCCAAGCAUGUGGCUGAAUUAUGGACCAGCCGUGGUGGAAAGUUGCAACAACCACCGCAAACCAAUAUGGUUUGGCUGGACCUCGAAGCAUCCGGGGUGGGACCUAACGAUCUGUCCGUGAUUGGACAGGAGAAGGGACUCAAGUUGGGAGGUGGCCGUAUCGUGGUCCAUUAUCUAUCGGAUCAGGCGAUCGCCCGCCUGGACCAAGUGUUCGAAAUUGCUCUCAGCGGCAAGUACCAAAAGAGCCAAGAUACUAGUACUCCAUACGGCAGUAGAUAG
Molecule: messenger RNA, 1050 nt
Organism: Penicillium olsonii
Lineage: Eukaryota; Fungi; Ascomycota; Eurotiomycetes; Eurotiales; Aspergillaceae
Source: the annotation of a GenBank genome assembly